AUGUUGUAUCGAUACUGUUCAUUAAUAUUCCUCUUUUCUAACGAGAACGAGUGGGCAAUUUAUAAGUUGCGGAGGAACAGCACACCAGGCCCUGCACUCCGACCUAGCGGUCGAGCUUUGGUGGAUCCUGGUAACUACAUGAACCCAAUUGCUGUCAAUCUGACAACCAACUCUGCGCCACGCCGUGUCACGACUCGCGACCCCGAUACCCAAUCCCAGGGUCGGAGUGACCGGGACCGCCUGCAAACAGCAUUUUACAAUAGCCUCUGCGAAAGAGACAGUUGCUGUGCAAUCACCGGGCAAACCAGGAUAAUCAACUUGGAACGUCCUUUCCUCGGCCUGGACGCUACGCAUGUAUUUCCCGUGUGCAUGAUGGAAGAAUGGAGGCGAGAUGGAUACCGGAGAUAUAUCACGGACACUCGCCCCGAUAGCGAGAUUGGAGAAUCGGGCCUCUAUUCUGUCCAGAAUGGGCUCCUCCUCCGCGCAGACAUCCACCCCCAUUUUGACGGUUUCCAGAUAGGGUUUGAUCCCGAUUCUGACUACAAGAUCAUUGUAUUCGGACUGGAUCCUGGGAGAAUGGGCGGUACUCGUCUCAAAGAGUCUGCUCGAAAUGGACCUGGGCGCGUGAGUGCCGACCUCCUUCGUUGGCACCUGCGUAUGUGUCUGUACAGCAACCUAAAGGCCAAUACCGAACCAGAGACAAUAUGGAAGGAAGAUUUGGGAGAAGACCCAAUGAGCGAAAUUCUCAGUCAGCCAGAUGCGGCUGAACGAAUGGAGGUAGAGCUUUUCACGCCUUUUCACGCGCCUGGGAGGACUAAUAGCCUGAGGGAGGAUGAGGGCAUCACAGAGGACCAGGAAGACUACGAGGAAGAGUACGCCGAUGAGGUCUGCGAACUGGCCAAGCAAGACCCGGAAACUCUGCCAUCCUGCAUCUUGUCGAAAGUUGUGUAA
This is a messenger RNA of Penicillium mononematosum, 951 nucleotides long. Its product is annotated as HNH endonuclease signature motif containing protein. The record is from RefSeq and is a predicted model, not a curated record. The coding region runs from base 1 to 951 and encodes 316 amino acids. The transcript is spliced from 6 exons. NCBI's taxonomy places the organism in Eukaryota, Fungi, Ascomycota, Eurotiomycetes, Eurotiales, Aspergillaceae.